Molecule: messenger RNA, 330 nt
Organism: Triticum turgidum subsp. durum (durum wheat)
Lineage: Eukaryota; Viridiplantae; Streptophyta; Magnoliopsida; Poales; Poaceae
Source: the annotation of a GenBank genome assembly
AUGUGCGUCAUUUCUUUUGGUCAUCAAGUAGGUGUUUCUCCGACCAGCAACAACAAAACUCCACACUUUCUCAAUUGCGCUGUGAUUGGUUCAUGUCCACCAAGGCCGUUGCGUUGGUCGCGGUACUCGGCUUCCUUUGGGUUUGCUUGCUGUCGAGGAAGAAGAAAGGCUCAAGCUAACUACGUAUCUGCACCACAAUUGCUCGCUGGGGAUAUAGAUGUAUGCCUAACAUCAGGUUAUUACCACACCAUAGUAGCUGCUCGCUGGGAAUAUAGAUAUAUAUUUCAUUUUGCAGGAUUAAUGAGCAGUGGUGAUGCAUCACUUCCCUAA